AUGUCCGAAGACAUCCGACGAGAGCUGGUUUUUACCAUCCUCCGACUGGGCCUGGUGGCCACGGCCUCCUACUUUACCGUCAAGUGGAUGAUGAGUGCAAUCGACCCGACGAGGAAGCAGAAGAACAAGGCCAAGGAAAGGGCGGAAGCAACCCUAAAGCGACUGGGCAUUACCGGCCUGAAGACGCUGACCGAGUACGAGCUCACCAUCGCCUCUCAGCUGGUGCAUCCCGAUGAAAUUGAAAUCAGCUGGGAUGACAUUGCCGGUCUGGAUGACAUUAUCGACGAGCUGAAGGCCACCGUGAUACUGCCCAUCAAGGUGCCCAACCUGUACAACUAUUCCAAGCUACACGAGGCGCCCAAGGGCGUCCUCCUCUACGGCCCACCGGGAGUGGGGAAAACCAUGGUGGCGAAAGCAACUGCCAAGGAGGCAGGUGCAAGAUUUAUCAACUUGGACAUUUCCGCGUUAACCGACAAGUGGUACGGCGAAUCUCAAAAGCUGGCGGCGGCAGUGUUUACCUUGGCCAUCAAAAUUCAGCCUUGUAUAAUCUUUAUUGAUGAAAUCGACACGUUUCUGCGUAAGCGCGAGACACAUGACCACGAGGCGACUUCGAUGAUAAAGGCACAGUUUAUGGUCCUCUGGGAUGGCCUGAUUACCAACAAGAACUGCACUGUAGUGGUGAUGGGCGCCACCAACCGACCACAUGACGUUGACUUUGCCAUUCGCCGCCGAAUGCCGGCCACCUUCAACAUUGGCCUUCCCUCGCAUGAGAAACGAGUGCAAAUACUUAAGCUCAUUCUGAAGAAUGAAACACUGGACGGUGAUGUCGACCUGGAAAGCCUCUCACUGGCUACGGAGAACUUUAGCGGCAGCGACCUGAAGGAACUGUGUCGUCUGGCGGCGAUGCUGCGUGUGAAGGAGAUCACCGCCAACUACGCGGAACUCAUCAGCACCUCUAACACCGACAGCCUCUUUGACACACUGCGGCCCAUCAACAUGAAAGACUUUACCAAUGCCCUUGAUAAGAUCAAACGCAUGAAAGUCAACGGAACUGAGCAGUUUAUUGACAACUUUAACUUUGACUGA
Messenger RNA from Rhagoletis zephyria (snowberry fruit fly), 1086 nucleotides. Lineage: Eukaryota; Metazoa; Arthropoda; Insecta; Diptera; Tephritidae. The record is from RefSeq and is a predicted model, not a curated record.